Messenger RNA from Gastrolobium bilobum, 3258 nucleotides. RefSeq lists its product as uncharacterized. The coding region runs from base 1 to 3258 and encodes 1085 amino acids. Gene Ontology annotation, biological process: telomere maintenance; DNA repair. Gene Ontology annotation, molecular function: DNA helicase activity. The transcript is spliced from 8 exons. The record is from RefSeq and is a predicted model, not a curated record. NCBI's taxonomy places the organism in Eukaryota, Viridiplantae, Streptophyta, Magnoliopsida, Fabales, Fabaceae.
AUGAGUUCAAAAUAUGAUUUUCUAAAGGAUGUUAAUCCUGCCAAGGAGGACUGGAGGAUUAAGGUGAAGGUGGUUCGGACUUGGAAAGUUCCUAACUUUCAGCGUAAAAAUUUGGAGGACAAUCUUGAAAUGGGUGGUAGGAUCCACGCCACUAUCAAAGCAUCCGAAGUGGCAGCUUUGAUUGUUGGAGAUAUAGACAGUGUUAUGGGCGAUAGGGAUAUCAUUAUUGAAACACAAGAUAGAGUAUUGCAGCGCAUCGAUGUGAAGCAUCCAUUGUAUCUUGGCUUGCAGUAUCCAUUGUUAUUUCCAUACGGUGAAGACGGUUAUCGUGAUGAUGUCCAGCGAACUGUAUCCAGUGGUAGGAAAAAUGCAAGAGCCAUGAUCAGCAUGAAGGAAUUUUUUUUGUUUAGACUUCAGAUGCGAUCUGAAGAAUCAGAAAUUCUACAUCGAUCAAGGAAACUUUUCCAACAAUUUCUGGUUGAUGCAUACACUAUGAUUGAGUUUGAACAGUUUAAUUUCAUUCGAUAUAACCAGAGUCAUCUGAGAGCUGAGUUGUACAAAAAUAUAAAACAUUCAUUAGAUAGCGGUGAAGAUGCAACACUGAGCACUGGAAAACAAAUCAUUAUACCUUCUUCAUUCACAGGCGGACCUAGAUAUAUGGCUGAAAAUUAUGUUUGUACAAUCGAAUUCCAAAAGCGCGGACUACCUCAUGCUCAUAUUCUUCUAUUCUUGAACCCUUCAAGCAAAGCUGAAAGUGCUCUUGAUAUUGAUAAAUUGAUUUCAGCGGAGAUACCUGACAAGGAAACGAAUCCUACGCUGUUUAUGGCUGUCACGAGUUCCAUGAUACAUGGUCCAUGUGGUCCUGAAAAUUACAAAUCUCCUUGCAUGAAGGACGGACGGUGUUCAAAAAAAUUUCCAAAAAACUUCUGCUCCCGUACUUUGAUUGACGAUGAUGGAUUUUCUCAUUAUAAGAGAAGAAAUGAUGGGAGAGUUGUGAACAAAAAUGGUGUUGAACUUGAUAAUUGUUAUGUUGUGCCCUAUAAUGCACACCUUCUUUUAAAGUACCAGGCUCAUAUCAACGUUGAAUAUACUUGCCAGAGAAGUGUCAUUAAAUAUCUUUUUAAAUACAUCCACAAAGGGAAUGACAGAGUGACAGCUGCCAUAAAUCAUUCGGACGAUGAAAUAAAAAUGUUUUAUGACUGCAGGUAUGUCUCCGCAUGUGAAGCAGCUUGGAGAAUAUUUGGAUUUGACAUUCAUUCGAGAUAUCCCCCUGUUCAGAGAUUGCCAUUUCACUUGUCUAAUGAAAAGAACAUUAUUUUCAGUGAUAAUGAUUCGUUGUAUGAUGUAAAGACAAGGGCGGAGUCUAGACUGUCAAUUUUUGAGUCUUGGAUGGAUGCAAAUAAAAAAUAUCCAGAAGGUAGGCAUCUAACUUAUGGAGAGUACCCGACUGAAUUUGUUUUCAAAGAAAAAACGCAUGAAUGGAAUCCGAGAAAAAAAGGAUUUUCCAUUGGAAGGAUAAAUCGUUUUUCUGCCAAUAAUGGAGAAGAUUCAUAUCUUCGCACCUUGCUUAAUUUUCAAAGAGGUUGCACCAGUUAUGAAGAUCUUAGAACGAUCAAUGGCGUGGUUUUUCCUACAUUUAAGGAUGCAUGCUAUUCUUUAGGACUUCUGGAUGAUGACAAUGAGUACAUUGAUGCAAUUAAGGAGGCAAGUUCCUGGGGAUCUGCUGCUUAUCUUAGAUGUCUGUUUGCUCUGUUGUUAUUUGCCAACUCAAUGAACAGACCUGAAAAAGUUUGGGAAGAGUGUUGGAAAUUUUUAUCCGACAACGUUGUUUAUCGGCAUAGGAAAAGAAUAGGACGUCAAGAUGCAAUUCUUAUAGAAGAGUCUAUAAAAAACAUAACUCUUGAAGAAAUUGAUAAGGUACUGCAGAGCAAUGGGAAAUGCCUCUCUGAUUAUCCGUCAAUGCCACGCAUCAAUAGUGAAACUUUGCUUGAUAUGCAAAAUCAAUUAGUGUUGGAUGAAUUAAUGUAUGACAGAUUUGCUUUGGAAGAGGAGCAUAAAAGACUAAUUAAUUCCCUCACUGAUGAGCAGAAAGCUGUUUACGAUAAAAUUGUUUCAGCAGUUACGGCAGCAUCUAUUAGAUCAAAAGCUGGAAUCAUACUUAAUGUUGCUUCUAGCGGAAUUGCUUCCCUUCUGCUUCCUGGAGGACGAACAGCGCAUUCUAGAUUUCGUAUUCCUAUUCAAAUCAAUGAAGAUUCAACGUGUAAUAUAAGGCCGAAAUCUACUAUAGCUGAGUUGCUGUCAAAAACAAAGUUAAUCAUUUGGGAUGAAGCUCCAAUGGUACAUAGAUUUUCCUUUGAGGCUCUGGAUAGGAUACUGAGAGAUGUUCUUAGAAUUUCUGAUACAAGCUGUGUUGAUAUGCCAUUUGGUGGAAAAGUUGUUGUUCUAGGAGGUGACUUUCGGCAAAUAUUACCUGUCAUUCCUCAUGGCGGUAGACAAGAUAUAGGUCAUGCAACCAUCAAUUCUUCUCAUCUAUGGUCCCAUUGUCAUUUAUUAACUUUGACCAAGAACAUGCGUCUUAAUUCUGGAAGUAGCGCUCACAAUUUAGAGGAAAUAAAAGAAUUUUCUGAGUGGCUACUUAAAGUUGGGGAUGGUAAUCUUGGAGAUGAUGUUGAUGGAGAAUCUAUUAUAACAAUUCCAGAUGAAUUGUUGAUUAGAGAAUCGGAAGAUCCGCUGUCGGAUAUGGUUAAUUUUGUUUAUCCGAAUCUCUUGGAUAAUAUUUUGGAUCAGACCUUCUUUAAAGAACGUGCUAUUCUAACUCCUAAAUUGUCCGAUGUUGCUAUGCUAAACGAGCACCUAAUGUCUAUGAUUCCUGGUGAAGAAAGGACUUUUUUGAGUUCGGAUAAAAUUCUUAAGCAAGGUGGGACUUCCUUUGUUGAGGAUGAUGAAAUCACCCCUGAGAUCUUAAAUACAUUAUCAUGCUCAGGGAUUCCUGAUAAUAAAUUAAUCUUGAAAGUUAAAGUUCCAGUAAUGCUAUUAAGAAAUAUUGAUCAGUCGAGAGGUUUAUGCAAUGGCACGAGAUUGCUUAUUACAAAAUUAAGGAAUCAUGUUGUUGAGGCAAUUAAUGACGAUGAGCCCAUCGAGUCAUACAUUUUCUGUAAAUUUCCAAAGAAGACAAUUCGCCCUGAUUGUCUCGUUUGCCAUGACUAUCAGCAAGAGUCAAGGACAAUCACUUUCACAUGUUGCAAUUUAUCUCCCUAA